Nothobranchius furzeri (turquoise killifish) is the source of this 3585-nucleotide messenger RNA. RefSeq names its product semaphorin-4E. The record is from RefSeq and is a predicted model, not a curated record. Lineage: Eukaryota; Metazoa; Chordata; Actinopteri; Cyprinodontiformes; Nothobranchiidae. Gene Ontology annotation, cellular component: plasma membrane. Gene Ontology annotation, biological process: negative regulation of axon extension involved in axon guidance; neural crest cell migration; negative chemotaxis. Gene Ontology annotation, molecular function: chemorepellent activity; semaphorin receptor binding.
GCAGGCGCUGACUGGCUGCUCCCUGCUGGAUUACUGAGGUGUGUGUUGCGCUGAGCUGGGCUCAGCGUUACAGGUGGAGCGGAGGAAAAGCUUCCAAAAACACGGAGCUCCGCGUCGCUCGGUCUGAAUAUCGGAGGGAAUACCGACAACUCCCGAAGCGUGAAAAUGAGCUCCUCGGGCAUCCCUCAGCUCUAGCCAGGCAGCAUGGCUCCUGCUCCUCCUUCCAGAGAGGACACCAGCAGCUCAUUAGCACUAUGCUGGAGGCUAACACCGACAUAGACACCCGGCCAACUUCAAGCUGCACCAAAGCAGGCUGAUCUGCUCUCUACAGUCUUGGUUAGACAUCUCAGAGGGACUCCUGCUGCAGAGACACGUGUCCAGCAUUUGGACCAUCCUCCUUCUCUGAUUUGGUGCUUCGGCAGCAGAGCUGGACUGCGCAGCUCCUCGACACUUUGACCUAUCUAGACUCUGAACCAUGUCUCUUCUGUCGGCCCUGAUCACUGUCAGCGGAUUGAUGCUCCAUCUUUGUUUUUGUGUGCUCAGCUCUCAGUACUGUGUCCCACGAAAGACUGUCCCCUACGCGAGUGACCUGAAGUUGUUCAAAGAAGAUGGGAUCUUCAAUUACUCGACUAUGCUGAUCAGAGAUGACGUGGGCGUGGUGCUGCUGGGGGCCAGAGAGGCCAUCUACGCUCUGGAUAUCAGCAACAUCUCAGACAAAAAGUCUGCGGUGUAUUGGCCAGUUACUGAGGAGAAGCAGAGGGAGUGUGCAAACAAGGGAAAGGACCCUGAGGUGGAGUGUCGUAACUACAUUCGAACUCUGCACAGUGUGAACGACACUACAAUUUACGUGUGUGGCACAUACGCCUUUUCUCCUAUCUGUGAUUAUAUGAUGCUUGUUAAUGGGCAGCUGACGCUGAAGGGAAGGCAGGGGGAGGGAAAGGGGAAGUGUCCUUUUGAUCCCUUUCAGAGAUACUCCUCCCUCAUGGUCGGAAAUGACCUGUACGCUGCUACAUCCAUCAACUUCUUGGGUUCUGAGCCGGUGAUCCUGCGCAGCUCCAACUUGGCUCUUCGCACUGAGUUUAAACGCUCUUGGCUCAGUGAGCCUAACUUUGUCUACAUGGACUUUGUGGGCGAGAGCUUUGAAAGUCCUGACGGGGAUGAUGAUAAGAUCUACCUGUUCUUCAGUGAGAAUGCCAUAGAGUACGACUUCUACAGCAAAGUAGUUGUGUCACGAGUCGCCCGUGUCUGUAAGGGAGAUAUGGGUGGCCAGCGGACGCUACAGAAGAAAUGGACGUCGUUCCUGAAAGCACAUCUGGAUUGUCCCUUUCCUAAACCCAGCCUGCCCCCUGUUGUCCAGGAUGUCUUCCUGCUGAAGCACAAGGACUGGAGGAAGAGCGUCUUCUACGCCGUCUUCACUCCUCAGUCGAGUUUGUCUCAGAUCUCAGCAGUCUGUGCCUUCUCUGUCUCUGCUAUUCGAGACAAUUUCAACCAGGGAAAGUUCAAGACACCUGUUGCUGUGGAGACGUCCCAUGUUAAGUGGAUGAUGUACACCGGUGAGGUGCCGGUGCCCAGACCAGGAGCGUGUAUCAACAACGCCGCGCGUAACCUGGGGAUGAAUCGUUCGCUGGACCUUCCAGACAAAACUCUGCAGUUCAUUAGAGACCGGCCCUUGAUGGACGAGGCUGUCUCCCCGGAGACGGGAGUGCCGCUGCUGCUCAAGAAGGGAGCUUUACUCACUCGAAUCGUGGUGGAUAGUGUGCUGGCGCUCAACGGAGAGAGAUACAACGUCAUGUUUAUUGGAACUGAGGAUGGAUUUAUUCAGAAAGCUGUCAACUUUGAUGGAGAGAUGUUCAUCAUCGAAGAGAUUCAGGUGUAUGAAAACCCAGAAGCUAUCAGCAUCCUGCGGCUGUCGUCCAGCAAGGGCCAGUUGUUUGCUGGUUCUGAAUUUGGAGCUGUUCAGAUGCCAGUCAGUAACUGCAGCCGGUACGGGUCUUGUGUGGACUGCAUCUUGUCCAGGGAUCCUUACUGUGCCUGGGACAUGUCCUCCGCACAGUGCGCCCCCGUCUACAGUUUGUCCUCAAAUACUGCAUUACAGAGUCUGAAGGAUGGAAAUGUGUCCCAGUGCCCUGCAUCAGAUCCAGUAGCGGUUGUUGACUUAAACCUGGUUCCAGGAAACAACAUCCAACUGCCUUGCCAACUUCACUCCAACCUGGCACACGUCCACUGGAGAUUCUCCGAUCAACCGCUUCCCUCUACCGACAAAUACUACAUCUACAGCGGAGGCCUCCUCAUCCUAAACGCGUGUGAAUCAGACAUCGGCUUGUAUGCCUGUGACUCGCUAGAGCAGAUAAAUGGCAGAACGUUCAACCGGACCAUGGCGGCUUAUCAUCUACAGCUCUUCUCUGACCCAGAAGAGGUUGUGAGCACCACUCCUGGCACAACAACGGUCCCAAAAACCUUGUUUCUCACUGUGAGUACAACUCGGGAUCCGGGUUGGGACGGCAAGGAGCCGCCGCUCCCGGAGACUCAAAACGACAUGAGCAGGGUGAGCCUACUGGAGGUGGCUGUGGGACUGCUGUCCCUACUAUGCCUCUCCCUCCUUGGCAUCAUAUUUUGGAUCUGGAGCCAAGAGCACUGUAAGUGUUUUAAAUUUACAAAACGCCCCAGAGACGUUGAGAAGAGAAAGCAGUCAGGAGACUACUUCCAGAGCAGAACUUCAGAGAUAAAGCUCCCGGGGCCUGAGUCAGGGAGACUUUGCAGCACCAAUGAUUAUCACACUGCAGUUGACUUCAAAGGGAACGGGAACCACUUCUCACCCAUGGCCAACCUUUCAAGUUUGGACGGUCUGGGGUACAUACACGAUGAGUCAGAGAUUUGACCCUGCUGAGGCACGGACUUCAGGUCUGCAUCGGUGCAAUAGCCACUGUCCUUUAGGUGUUCUACUGAAACAUGGUUUCUUAUUAAGGGUUUUUGGUUUGUUUGAUCAGUGCACUGGUUUUCCUGGGAAAUUUCCUUUACCGUGUAACAUUUCCAUGCUCUCUUCAGGCAGCUGAAAAUCUCUGAGAAAGAUAUUUUUUCCACCCAAAAAGCAGUGGACGAUGGAUUUUUAUAUCUAUAUUUUUGUACUAUGAUAAAUUGUGAAUAUCUUACAUGUAUAUUAUGUACAGCAAUAUUUGUGACUAUUUAUUUGUGGGACUUCACUUUUUAUAUCACGCUAAAACAGCUGGGAUCCAAGCCUUGAAUAAAUAAUCACAAAAAAACUAAAGCGUUUAAACUCCUCAUUAAAGGUUCUGGUGUUUAAUCAGUACAGCACUCAUCUUUCAACAACCUGUGCUUUUGUUUUAGGUUCUGCUUUGGCGUUUCAUCACGGACAUGCCUGUUUGUUAUAAGCUGCAGCAGUUAUACCUCGGAUUCCCUUAUACAAAAAAACAAAAAAAACAUUUUACUCCAGUUUGUGUUAUAUCAGCAUUUAGGGAUUAACUCUUGUUACUGGGGCAUUUUUUGUUGUUGGGAUACACAGCUGUAAUUCAAAUCAAUGCAUAAUGUAGUUUUCUAUGGAAAAUACAUAAAACGUUGGGAAUCAGA